This is a messenger RNA of Betta splendens (Siamese fighting fish), 5146 nucleotides long. It is a transcript of the gene pkn1a, whose product is annotated as protein kinase N1a. Gene Ontology annotation, biological process: signal transduction; protein phosphorylation. Bases 900 to 3701 code for a protein of 933 amino acids. Lineage: Eukaryota; Metazoa; Chordata; Actinopteri; Anabantiformes; Osphronemidae. The transcript has 23 exons. The record is from RefSeq and is a predicted model, not a curated record. Gene Ontology annotation, molecular function: small GTPase binding; protein serine/threonine kinase activity; ATP binding.
UCAAAAGGAUUCAACAGUUGGCGCACUAGUAGCUGACAAAGCUACCGUUGCAGGUCACGUGACACAUCCGGGCGCGCCCCCGCUGCCCAGCCCUUGACCAAUGAGCGGUCACCGGGCGGCAUCGCUGGGCCGCCGGGAGCGCGCUGCAGGGUCUGCGGAGUGUGUGCGCUUCGCUCCGUCGGUUAGCCGCCGCUUCAGAGGGAUGAGUGCGGUGUUCGCUCAGCCGCUGUCCGCGAAGAAGACAGGUUUGUCCGCGUGUGCGUUCCUGAGUUAGCGCUGGGGGUUCCUGGAGAGACUGCCCGCCCAUUGUCCUCCUCUCCGGCUGCGAGAGGCCGGCGGAGCGCUGACAGGCAGCUUUUGUGUGUGCGGGGCAUGUGAUAACGUUACAGGCGGGAGUCGGGGCGCGUGCGUUCGAGGCGAAGCGAAGCGGACUCUUCCUCUGCUGUGACUCCGUCUCCGCUCGGCUUCGGCAGGACAUGACGGAGGCGCCGCCGGUGGAGUCAUAGGGGCCGGCGCUGGCUGUUGAAUGGCAGCCCCGCAGAAAGAGCAGGCUGGACAAUGACCCCGAGCCCCGCGGCUUUGUCUGGAUGCCGUUGACUUCCACAUAAAACGUGCUAACGGUUCCAUUUGAAGGCGAGCGCUGCCCGAGCGCAGUGAGAAAAGCCGCCGGGGAGCAUCGAUUCAGGCGCGGCCAACGAGCCAACAAUGCGGAUUACCUCUGGACUGCUCGCCUUUGUGUGAACGCGGCGCGUGAAUAAAGUUGGACCGGCCCGGGGGGAGCAGCAGCCAGGCCCCCGCAGGCGUCAGCUGCUUCACCUCCGCGGGAGGCGACGCGUUGACCCGAGGGACGGGUCCCGCACGUGCGCAGGCUGUCUGUGAGCACAGCGGCGGAGGCGACGAUGGCGAACGACUCCACACAAAGUGACCCCGGUGGGCUGUCGGUUCUGGAGCAGCUCGGCCUGGACCAGAACUCGGAUUUCUCCGACUCUAGCGUGCAGCAGCUCCUGGACGAGCAGCGUGAAAGGAUCCGCAGGGAGAUCCGAAAGGAGCUGAAGAUCAAGGAAGGAGCCGAGAACCUGCGCAGGGCGACGACUGACAAGAGGAACGCUCAGCAGGUGGACAGUCAGCUGCGCUCCUCCAAGCGGAAGCUGGACAACCUGCACGCCCAGCUGCAGGAACUGGACGCUCACAUUGUGGUGAAGGGAGGCGAGGAGAAUAAAGAUGAGUGUCCGCAGUCCCCUGGGGCGGAGAGCCGCACGUCGGCCCACAAGGAGCGCAUCGCUGCCCUGGAGAGGCAGCUCAACAUCGAGCUCAAAGUCAAGCAGGGAGUGGAGAACAUGAUCCCCGUCUACUCCAACGGAUCCACCAAGGAUAAGAAAAUGCUGCAGACAGCCCAGCAGAUGCUGCAGGACAGUAAGACCAAGAUUGACAUCAUCCGCAUGCAAAUCCGCAAGGCAGUGCAGGCCACUGCGCAGAACGACGACGCGCAGGCAGGCAACCAGGAUCUGUGUGGCGUGGAGCUGCGCAUUGAGGAGCUCAGGCAUCAUUACAGGGUGGAGCAUGCCGUCGCUGAAGGGGCCAAAAAUGUGCUCAGGCUCCUGGGGGCCAACAAGGUCCAGGACAAGAAAGCCUUGUCUGAGGCGCAGUCUCGCCUCAGUGAGGCGUCCCAGAGGCUCGACCUGCUUAGGGACUCCCUGGACCGGCGCCUGGCGGACCUGCCCGAGGACCAUCCCAAGGCCAGCAUCAUCAAGGAAGAGCUGGUCCUGGCGUCGUCGCCGGCCUUCAGCUCCCGCCACGGCGCCCCCUACCUCCACAACCAGUACAGCACCCUCAAUAAGCCCUCGCCGCUCACCGGUACCCUUCAAGUGCAGCUGCUGGGCUGUACGGGGCUGCUGGAGGUGGUCCCAGGCCGCAAUAAAGGGGCGACCCUGGCACUGCCGUCGUACAGCCCUGGAGACAGCAGGUCCUUCAUGAGAGGCACCAAGGGGCUGUACGGGCGGAGCGGCUCCGUCAGCGGGAAGACGCCCAGCAAGACAGAGGAGCUCUCUUCGGAGGUCAGCGCCGUGUUGAAGCUGGAUAACAGCGUGGUGGGCCAGACAGCGUGGCGCACUGUGGGAGAACAGGCCUGGGACCAGACCUUCACAGUGGAGCUGGAGCGGUCGAGGGAGAUGGAGAUUGCAUUGUACUGGAGGGACUACCGCUCGCUGUGCGCCCUGAAGUACCUGAAGCUGGAGGAGUUCCUGGACAACCAGAAACACCGAGUUCAGCUGGAGCUGGAGCCGCAGGGCGUCCUGCUGGCAGAGGUGACCUUUUUUAACCCGGUCAUCGAGAGGGUUCCUCGUCUUCAAAGGCAGAAGAAGGUCUUUUCAAAGCAGCAAGGAAAGGCGUUUCUUCGUGCUCGUCAGAUGAACGUGGACAUCGGGACGUGGGUGAGGCUGCUUCGGAACGCCAUUCCCACCGUCAACAACACAGGAACCUACAGCCCCAGUGCACACAGCCUCGCUCUCAACUCUGGGGAGAUCUCGGUGGAGAAGCUGAGUCUGGACAACGACUCUCCCAUUAGAGGCGAUUACAAAAGAGACGUGGACAUUCACACUCCGGAGCGACUACCGGUCAUCGAGCCUUUCUCCCCCCCAGACCUCACCCCCGAGUGUCCUGUCCGAACCCUGUCUGUUAACAGUAAGCAGAAGAAAGGCCCUCUGUCCCUCCAGGACUUCAGGCUCAUUGCUGUGUUGGGCAGAGGACACUUUGGAAAGGUCUUGUUGUCAGAGUACAAGAAGACCGGCACGAUGUACGCCAUCAAAGCCCUGAAAAAGGGGGAUAUCGUCGCCCGGGAUGAGGUGGAAAGUCUGAUGUGCGAGAAGCGCAUCUUUGAGGCCGUGAACAUGUCCCACCACCCCUUCCUGGUCAACCUGUUUGCGUGCUUCCAGACUCCAGAGCAUGUGUGUUUCGUGAUGGAGUACACAGCGGGAGGAGAUCUGAUGAUGCACAUCCACACAGACGUCUUCACAGAACCUCGAGCAGUAUUUUAUGCAGCCUGUGUGGUUCUUGGACUUCAGUUCCUCCACGACCAUAAGAUUGUGUACAGAGACCUCAAGCUUGAUAACCUGCUGCUGGACACAGAUGGUUAUGUGAAAAUCGCUGACUUCGGACUGUGUAAAGAAGGGAUGGGCUACGGGGAUCGAACCAGCACCUUCUGUGGCACUCCAGAGUUCCUGGCGCCAGAGGUCCUUACUGAUACCUCCUACACCAGAGCAGUAGACUGGUGGGGGCUGGGGGUCCUCAUCUAUGAGAUGUUGGUGGGAGAGUCUCCAUUCCCAGGAGAUGAUGAGGAGGAGGUGUUUGACAGCAUUGUGAAUGAUGAAGUGCGCUACCCACGCUUCCUGUCUACGGAGGCCAUUGGCAUCAUGAGAAGGCUACUGAGGAGGAACCCAGAGAGGAGACUGGGCUCUGGUGAGAAAGAUGCAGAGGAGGUGAAGAAGCAGCCAUUUUUCAGAAAUGUGGACUGGGAGGCGUUGCUGCAAAGAAAGGUGCCCCCUCCCUUCGUCCCGUCCAUCGGUGGCAAAGAAGACGUCAGUAACUUUGACGAGGAGUUCACCACCGAACCGCCGACGCUCACGCCUCCACGCGAGGUUCGCGUUCUGUCUCGAAAGGACCAGGACAGCUUCCGGGACUUUGACUACGUCUCUGACCUCUGCUAGUGGGAUGCGGCCUCAGGCCUCGAGGGGCGCUUUUACUGUGACGUCUUCGUGCCGGUUCUAUCCAGAGCAGCGCGGCGGUGUCCGCUGACUGUCGAUCUUCUUUACACUGUGAAUGAAUGAGAGCGGUAAGAGACCGGAGGACGUGGGUGCGCUGGUUUUAAACGUCGACUGAGGAACUCCAAGCUGGGACGCAUGCUUUGAGGUGUUUGGUCAUGAAUGAAUGAAGUAAAAUCGCCUCUCCACUGUACAACACACCAGUGACUUGUGUAUCUUUUGAACAUUAGCCUUUGAAACACCUCGUCCCAUCUCCUAGAGGAUCAGUGUGGUCACCGGAGGAGGUCUUUAUGCUGCUGACUGUUCAGGAGGUUGCUCGGUGGCCUCUCAUACCAAUGCCUUACAUUUGUACUUGUAUAUGUUCCACACAAUUGGCUUUGGUUUCUUUUGUGGCCAUUCCUAUACAGGCGGAGGAUAAGUGACGCAGACGUAGAAUCUACUUUUAUUUUAUUGCUAGUGGGUGGAGUUAGUGGUGUGUUAAGUGGAUUUUACUCAAUAAGAUGACGACCAAUGCCUGACAGAUCAUGAGUUGACUAUGGGGUAUGGAACCACUGUCUUGGUCUGGACUCUUCUUUUAAGACUUCUACCAACUGCUUUUUUAAAUUAUGUUCUUUGUGUUUCGAUUUUAAUUUCUCUGACAAAUGUUACACUAUUAAUUUGUGGAGACAUGUCAUUUCAUGACAUCUGCGUCCUCAGAGCUUUAUUCAAUACCACGCACACGUUUUAAAAAUUGGAUUUUAUGUGUUAUACAUAAUUUAAAAUACACAUGUAGCAGACACAACCAUCAGUAUAAAAGCUACGUGAGAGGCAUUUAAUGUUUUACGCCUAUUAAAUAAAAUCUGAACACUAAGACUUGAUGAGCCCAGUUAAGAGUUAGCGACACAUUCAUCAAGUUAUCUACAUGUUACCAGAUAUUUGUGUAUAUGUAGUCCUUUCACUCCAUCACAAUUUGUCUGACUUUAUUCUCUGUGAACUCUCUUGUUUCAAUGUCUGUUUUUUUAACUAGGACCACCCACAGUUUAAAACCUGCCCGUGGACCUUGUAUGAUUUUAUAUCUUUGUCUUCAAAUCAGAGCCCUUUACAGCCAAGAUUAAGGAUAUGGACUGAGACAAGACUUUAUCAGUUCUGAUCAAACAGGACGUUUGAUGUGAAGCUGGAUGCAUUCUCUUGUUGACUUUUACUUGCGUAUAGAAAACCCAGAGUGAACUUUCUGUCUGUUUGUUGUCAUUGUCAGACCUGACGCAGAAGUUAGCAAUAACACCUCAGAUGCUUUUCAGUAAAAGAACAUAUUCUGUAUUUACUAUGUUUGACUUGAAUGUUACAUUUACUUUAUUUAGACCUGUGAUUCUGACCUUCUGGUUGCCAUAUCAUUAAAAUGAUGUCUUCACUUA